AGCUUCAUUUUCGUGGGCUUGGUGGGGUUUUUUUGUUUGUUUGUUUGUUUGUUUGUGGUUUUUUGUUUUGGGGUUUUUUUUGUUUUGGUUUUGUUUGUUUGUUUGUUUGUUUUGGGUAAUUUGGGUACUUUAAAAUGUCUCAAAACUUAGUGCUGAGAUGCGGUCGGGAGUUCUCCAGAACACAAGAAGGCAGUGAUGUGUCUCGGGAGGGGAGGUGUGUGGCAGACAUGCUUCAUCCAGGCGUGAGCUGGGGCUGGGUGUGCACUCAGCACUGAUUCGUCUCCCAGCUGAGAUUCUCAGCGCUCAAGAGGCUGAACCAGGAGGAUCCAGGGUUGGAGGCCAGCCUGGGCUGUCUCUAAAGACCCUACUAUACCAAAGCAAGCAGGAGCUGGAAAGGAGCAGCCCGCCCUUGAGUCCACCAUGAACUGGACCGUCUUCGAGGGGCUCCUAAGUGGGGUCAACAAGUACUCGACAGCCUUUGGUCGCAUCUGGCUGUCUCUGGUCUUCGUCUUCCGGGUGCUGGUGUACCUGGUGACGGUUGAGCGUGUGUGGGGCGAAGACCAGAAGGAUUUUGACUGCAACACCAGGCAGCCGGGCUGUACCAACGUCUGCUAUGAUGAGUUCUUCCCCGUGUCCCAUGUGCGUCUCUGGGCCCUGCAGCUCAUCCUGGUCACGUGCCCCUCCCUGCUGGUGGUCAUGCAUGUGGCCUAUCGCAAGGCUCGAGAGAAGAGGUACCAAGAAGAGGUUGGCAAGGGACACCUUUACCUGUACCCUGGCAAGAAGCGGGGUGGACUCUGGUGGACAUACACCUUCAGCCUGUUGUUCAAGGCCAGCAUCGACGUCAUCUUCCUCUACGUAUUCCACGUGUUCUACCCCAGAUAUACCCUCCCGUCCAUGGUCAAGUGCCACGCAACACCGUGUCCCAACACAGUGGACUGCUUCAUCUCUAAGCCCUCGGAGAAGAACAUCUUCAUUGUCUUCAUGCUGGUGACGGCCGUCAUCUGCAUCCUGCUUAACCUUGUGGAGCUGGCCUACCUGGUGAUUAAGCGGUGCUCUGAGUGCAUGGCAUCGGGGCGGGCACUCACUGCACACCCAGAGCAUGACCCAAACUGGGUCAGCUCUUCCAGCAAACAGAAGGACCUUCUGGCAGGAGACCUCAUCUUUCUGGGCUCAGACACUCACCCACCUCUCUUACCAGACCGCCCCCGAGCCUAUGUGAAGAAAACGAUCCUGUGAGGGGUCCCCAGGCUGGACUGGCAGGGUGGGCAUGAGUCGGAAGGUUCCGGUGUCUCUCUCGCAGAUGUAUCCGGUGAGGGAAGAGCUGAACUGGAGUUGGAGGCGGGCAAAAGGGGAGACCCCCCCACAGCUUGGGAUCCAAUUGUCUCUCAGCUCUAGGCCACUUGCCCCGGCUGAGUGGCCUUCACUGAAUUACCCCUCUGUUCUGUACCUCAAUUUCCUUUUCUGUUAAAUAAACACACUGAGUGCCACUUAACAGGGUUUCCCGGAGGAGGAGUUUCGUGGGGGCACAGAUGAGCAAAUGCCUUCCAUGUGUGGCCCAGGGUGAAAAAUUAAUAAAGAUAAAUGUGUUCACAGA
Molecule: messenger RNA, 1594 nt
Organism: Peromyscus leucopus (white-footed mouse)
Lineage: Eukaryota; Metazoa; Chordata; Mammalia; Rodentia; Cricetidae
Gene: Gjb5
Product: gap junction protein beta 5
Exons: 2
Coding region: 421-1236 (271 amino acids)
Biological process (GO): cell communication
Cellular component (GO): connexin complex
Source: RefSeq, a predicted model, not a curated record